AUGCCGCAUUCCUCUCCCGUAUACGACCACGCAUCCACCAACAUCAACCAACCAUCCCGCCUCUGCGCCCUCACUCAGUCCCUCCGACCCCUCCGCCUCCUAACCCCCUACCUCUGCCCCCUUCCGUCAGACCAAUCCCCCACCGACGACACAGCCGCCCUGCGACCCGUCCUCACCGGCCUCAAACGCGCCACGGAGCACGCCCUCGGCGGCCAACGCGUCUGCCACGUCCGCCUCAGCGGCCCGCGCAACGUCCACAACGCCACGGCCUCGGAGCACUACGUCCGCACCAUGCUCGACGCCCUCAGCGCCACGGGCCUGCGCUCGGCGCGGUACUGGGUGUGGAGCUGCAUAGGGGAGGAAGAGGUUGAUGUAUUGAGGGACGUCACGCCGAGCGCCGCCGCGGCGGCGGCGGGUGCGCUGCGGCUGGAUGUGGAGGACGAGUGGCCGUGGGUGUCGUACGUUGUGGUUGUCGAGGUGACGAGGCGAGGGGGGGAGAACGGCGGUCCGGGCUUGGUGACGGCGGCGGUCAUGGGGGAUAUGCUUGGUACGUACGGAGUAGGGAUGGGGGAGGUGGGAGAAGGAGCCGAGGUGGGGGAAGUGGUGGAGAGGGUGGUGAGGGAUGUGGUGGAGAGGGUGGUCGCGUAUGAAGGUGCAGAGGAAUUCUAUAGGAAUUUGGAGUCGGUGCUUGUACAUGGUGAUGGGAUGGGAGUGAGCGGGGUGAGGGAGGCGUUGGACAGGGUGUUAGGGGAGGCGAAGGUCGGUGAGACGUUUGGAGCGGAGUGGGAUGAUGAUGCGAUUUUUUGGGGCGCGGAUGGGACGGCGAGAUCUGCGUAUGAGGCGCUUGAAUCGAUGCAGUCGCAGAAGGCGGCGCUUGGGUGUCGUUUCAUGUCAGGGUUCUAUAAGGAUGGGUGGAGAGAGUUGCGGAAAGACGCUGCUCAACUUGGGUGGAGGGAGUUGUGGGAGGAUGCUGGUCAACUUGGGUGGAUGGCGUUGUGGAAGCAUGCUCUUCAGCUUGGAUGCAGGGAUAUGUGGGAGUAUACUGUUCAACUGAGGUGGAAGGAGCUGUGGGAGUAUGCUGUUCAACUGAGAUGGAGGGAGUAA
Molecule: messenger RNA, 1104 nt
Organism: Lasiodiplodia theobromae
Lineage: Eukaryota; Fungi; Ascomycota; Dothideomycetes; Botryosphaeriales; Botryosphaeriaceae
Exons: 1
Coding region: 1-1104 (367 amino acids)
Source: RefSeq, a predicted model, not a curated record